AUGCUUUCACAAAUUGUCAAAAAUAACUUGGUCAAAGGCUCAGGAAGAAGAACAUUCGCCACUGCUGUGAAUGAGAACUCACUUCCAAAGAAGUACGGUGGAAAGUACAUAGUGACUUUGAUUCCUGGUGACGGAAUUGGUAAAGAGAUUACAGACUCUGUUAAGACGAUUUUUGCCGCAGAGAAUGUCCCAAUUGAUUGGGAAACUGUCGAGCUUUCCGGUGUUUCCGGUUCGAAUUCACAGAUUGAUGAGGCUGUUCUUUCUUUGAAGAGAAAUAAGGUUGGAUUGAAAGGAAUCACCUACACACCUAGCUCUCCAUUUGCAAAAUCACUAAAUGUCGCAUUAAGAAAGGAGUUGGAUAUCUACGCUUCCUUGGUCCUGAUCAAGAAUAUUCCUGGAGUGCCUGCUAAAUUACAGGAUAUUGACUUCGUGUUGGUGAGAGAGAACACCGAGGGUGAGUAUUCUGGUCUCGAGCAUCAGUCUGUCCCGGGGGUUGUGGAAUCUUUGAAGAUUAUGACCAAAUACAAGACAGAAAGAAUCGCUCGGUUUGCUUUUGAUUUUGCCAUUAAAAACGACAGAAAGCUUGUUACCGCUAUUCAUAAAGCCAACAUUAUGAAACUUGGUGACGGUUUGUUCAGAGCUACCGUGAAGGAUGUCGGAACGUCGGAGUAUCCCGACAUUGAAGUCAAGGACAUGAUUGUGGACAAUGCUUCGAUGCAAGCUGUUUCGAACCCACAACAGUUUGAUGUCAUGGUGACACCAAAUCUUUAUGGUUCCAUCCUGUCUAAUAUUGGUGCCGCUCUUAUUGGGGGACCAGGUCUUGUUCCAGGUGCAAACUUCGGUAGAGAACAUGCAGUUUUCGAGCCAGGUUGCAGACACGUUGGUUUGGACAUCAAAGAUAAAAACCUGGCCAAUCCAACAGGAAUGAUCUUGUCUGCUACAAUGAUGUUGAGACAUCUUGGAUUGGACGACUAUGCUGACAGAAUCUCAAAAGCUACGUAUGAUGUUUUGGCAGAGGGAAAGACCGUCACUUCCGAUAUCGGAGGUAAAGCCACCACCACAGAGUUUACGGAGGCCAUCUUAUCAAAGCUCCAUGCUUGA
Molecule: messenger RNA, 1101 nt
Organism: Ogataea philodendri
Lineage: Eukaryota; Fungi; Ascomycota; Pichiomycetes; Pichiales; Pichiaceae
Exons: 1
Coding region: 1-1101 (366 amino acids)
Biological process (GO): tricarboxylic acid cycle; isocitrate metabolic process
Cellular component (GO): mitochondrion
Molecular function (GO): magnesium ion binding; NAD binding; isocitrate dehydrogenase (NAD+) activity
Source: RefSeq, a predicted model, not a curated record